AUGGAAGGAGAGAUGGCACUGUAUUUAAAAGACUGCAGUGUGUCUUGCAAGUACUCGUGGGAUGAGCUGCAGUCUCUUUGUAGGAGACAGAAAUUAGUGUGCAAGCAGAUGGUUGUGACUGAGGAUGACUUCAAUGACUAUGUUGUGGACUAUCUGUGUAAUUAUAGAAAAAUUAAGGGUCAGGAGUUUUUCCUGGUAAAGUGGAACGGUUACUCUGAGUCAGAGAAUACAUGGGAACCGCACAAAAAUAUUAAAUGCCCCAGACUCCUCCAGCAGUUCCGGCAGGAUAUGCGUUUAGCACUGCUUCAUGCUAAUAUGCCUCUGGACUGAAGCUCACUGGUUGCCUCUGCAGUUUCCUUCAUCCACGAGAGGGCCAAGCAGCGGAUAAAGCUGCGAACCUGGGAGUAAGAGCUGAACCGAACCUGUCAGCACAAGGGGCGCAUCUUUGUCAGGAAUGACAUGGACCUCGACAGCCCUCCCAAAGAUUAUAAUGAAAACCUGCAGGUGAAAAUCAGGCCAGGUAUGCCCAUCUAUGAGUGUAACUCACGGUGCCAGUGUGUAGACUGCAGGAACAGAGUGGUGCAGAGGGGCAUCCAGUAUGACUUGUGCAUUUUUAAAACAGUUAAUGGAAGAGGAUGGGGUGUGUGCACAUUCGAGAGAAUUCCCAAGAACUCUUUCAUCAUGGAGUACCUUGGAGAGGUCAUCACCUCAGAGGAGGCUGAGAGAAGAGGACAGAUGUAUGAUCAGCAGGGUGUCACCUACUUGUUUGAUCUGGAUUACGUGGCUGAUGUCUUUACUCUGGAUGCUGCCCAUUAUGGAAAUAUUUCCCACUUUGUCAACCACAGUUGCGACCCAAACUUGAAGGUGUAUAAUGUUUUCAUCGACAACUUAGAUGAACGGUUUCCUAGGAUUGCUUUCUUUGCAAGACGAGCAAUAAGAGUGGGAGAAGAGCUCACUUUCGACUAUAAAAUGAGAAUUGAUGAGGCAGAUGUAGAAAGCUCCAAAAUGGACAUAAAUUGCAGCCGGUCAGGAAUGCCAGACACUCCUAUCAAUCGCAUCUGCAUGGAGUGCAAGUGUGGAGUAGAGAGUUGCAGGAAAUUCCUGUUUUAG
Molecule: messenger RNA, 1110 nt
Organism: Ictalurus punctatus (channel catfish)
Lineage: Eukaryota; Metazoa; Chordata; Actinopteri; Siluriformes; Ictaluridae
Gene: suv39h1a
Product: SUV39H1 histone lysine methyltransferase a
Cellular component (GO): nucleus
Molecular function (GO): histone H3K9 methyltransferase activity; protein binding
Source: RefSeq, a predicted model, not a curated record